Messenger RNA from Orycteropus afer afer, 843 nucleotides. It is a transcript of the gene C1QBP, whose product is annotated as complement C1q binding protein. NCBI's taxonomy places the organism in Eukaryota, Metazoa, Chordata, Mammalia, Tubulidentata, Orycteropodidae. Gene Ontology annotation, cellular component: mitochondrial matrix. The transcript is spliced from 6 exons. The record is from RefSeq and is a predicted model, not a curated record. Gene Ontology annotation, biological process: cytosolic ribosome assembly. Bases 1 to 843 code for a protein of 280 amino acids.
AUGCUGCCCUUCCGGUGCUGCGUGCCCCGUGCCCUGGGCUCCGCUGUGUCCGGCCUCCGCCCCGCCGCGCCCUCCCAGCAGCUCCGGCAGCUGCUGCAGCCAGCGCCUCGGCUGUUCGCCCGGCCCUUCGGGCUGCUCAGCGUGCGCGCGGGCUCGGCUAGGCGGACCAGCCUCCUGGGACAGCGCGGGCCCUGCGCUUGCGGCUGUGGCUGUGGUGCCCUGCACACUGAAGGAGACAAAGCUUUUGUUGAGUUCCUGAGUGAUGAAAUUAAGGAAGAGAAGAAGAUCCAGAAGCAUAAGUCCCUCCCCAAGGUGUCUGGAGGUUGGGAACUGGAAGUGAAAGGGACAGAAGCUAAAUUAGUGCGGAAAGUUGCUGGGGAAAAGAUUACCGUCACUUUCAACAUUAACAAUAGCAUCCCACCAACAUUUGAUGGGGAGGAGCCCUCACAAGGGCAGAAAGUUGAAGAACAAGAGCCUGAACUGACGUCCACUCCCAAUUUUGUGGUUGAAGUUACAAAGAGUGAUGGCAAGAAGGCCCUUGUGCUAGACUGCCAUUAUCCAGAGGAUGAGGUUGGACAAGAAGAGGAAGAGGAGAAUGACAUUUUCUCCAUCAGGGAAGUGAGUUUUCAAUCCACUGAUGAGUCUGACUGGAAUGACACUAAGUACACACUCAAUACCGAUUCCCUGGACUGGGCCCUCUAUGACCACUUAAUGGAUUUCCUUGCGGACAGAGGGGUGGACAACACUUUUGCAGAUGAGUUGGUGGAGCUCAGCACAGCCCUGGAACACCAGGAGUACAUUGCUUUCCUAGAAGACCUCAAAAGUUUUGUCAAGAGCCAGUAG